This is a messenger RNA of Dendrobium catenatum, 555 nucleotides long. Its product is annotated as dof zinc finger protein DOF2.5-like. The coding region runs from base 1 to 555 and encodes 184 amino acids. The record is from RefSeq and is a predicted model, not a curated record. Gene Ontology annotation, molecular function: DNA binding; DNA-binding transcription factor activity. Lineage: Eukaryota; Viridiplantae; Streptophyta; Magnoliopsida; Asparagales; Orchidaceae. Gene Ontology annotation, biological process: regulation of DNA-templated transcription. The transcript has a single exon.
AUGGCCUCUGAGUCGAAAUCUACCUCCGAACCACCGCGAAAUUGCCCGAGGUGCGAGUCGACCAACACCAAGUUCUGCUACUACAACAACUACAGCUCCUCACAGCCCCGCUACUUUUGUCGAGCUUGCCGCCGCUACUGGACCCAAGGUGGAGCCCUCCGCAACCUUCCCCAUGGCUCUUCCGCCACCCGCCGAGUCGCCAAACAAUCCAAGAGACCCUCACCCACCUCUUACUACUCUGUAGCCGUCAGCACUACUUCUGUUACACCUCUCUACCACCAAAUGAACACCGGGACGGUAGAGCCGCCUCGGUGCUUCAGUGGUGGUAGAUUGCCAAGGCAGUUGUCAAUGGGAAGCCAGACUAUCGAUCCCUCGAUGGUUGUCGGGGUUCGGAUUCCGCCGGCGCAGCCAGAGAUGGCAGGAGCGGUGAGUACGGUGGCUGGGGAAGAAGGAGAUAGGAUUUUGGGUAAUUUGUUUGGUGGAUUUGAGGAUGGUUCUGGUGGUGAGGGUGCAGUUAAGAAGAUGCCUUCGGCUUCUUCUGGGCCGUUUAUUUGA